Messenger RNA from Polyodon spathula (Mississippi paddlefish), 1423 nucleotides. RefSeq names its product solute carrier family 25 member 48-like. Bases 357 to 1145 code for a protein of 262 amino acids. The transcript is spliced from 7 exons. Gene Ontology annotation, cellular component: mitochondrion. Gene Ontology annotation, biological process: transport. Gene Ontology annotation, molecular function: transmembrane transporter activity. The record is from RefSeq and is a predicted model, not a curated record. Lineage: Eukaryota; Metazoa; Chordata; Actinopteri; Acipenseriformes; Polyodontidae.
UCUCUCUCUCUCUCUCUCUCUCUCUAAUUGGACAAGCCUAUCUUUACUUCUGUUCGGCAACAGCCAUCUGUGGGGACAAGCCCACCGCAACGCCUCUGGAGUAGCGAUAAUGCUAUUUUAAAAGCACUUCAGCACCCACUCUAAAAAAAGUCUGUGCUUUUUACUCCAGGGAAACUAUUUGAAUCUUUUUUGUUUGUUUGUUUGUUUUUCAUUUAGUGACAAAGUUAUGGACGAAUAAUCAAAACCAGAAUAGAAAGGUCUGACCGGAAAAAAAAAUAACGUUUGUCUAGUGCUAAUGCAUUAAAACAAAAAACAAAAAAAAAGUUUCUAUACUUUUAAUCUGCUUGGAUGUGGCAAUGAAUGGCUUUAAAGUCGAUGAUUUUGUAGCUGGUUGGAUAGGGGGAGCCGCCAGUACUGUUGUGGGACACCCCCUCGACACAGUGAAGACUCGUUUACAAGCUGGGAAAGGUUACAAAAACACCUUUCACUGCAUUCUCACAGUCUACAAAAAUGAAAAUGUCUCUGGGUUCUUUAAAGGCCUGUCUUUCCCCCUGGCAAGCAUUACUCUCUACAACUCGGUGGUGUUCGGGGUGUACAGCAACACGCAGCGGCUUAUUAGAGAGUCCCGCACCGGCACAGAGAGGCGCGGUCCUGACCUUGUGGAGCUGGUGCUGUCCAGCAUCACUGCUGGAUUCAUCUCGGUGGGAAUCGGGGCCCCUGUGGAUUUGGUCAAAAUACGUCUGCAGAUGCAGGCCCAGCCAGUUCUCUCAGGUAGCUCUGGGUGUUUCAAUAUAUGGUAUGACAUCCUCAACUUCAUUCCUUACACGCUGCUCUGUGACUGGCUGUCCCCAGGGGAGGGUGCUGCCCUCAACCCAUUUUACAUCUGCCUGGCAGGAGGAGUUGCAGGUUCAAUUUCUUGGGUCACGGCCACACCAGCAGAUGUUGUAAAAAGUCGUCUUCAGGCAGAUUCAGUUUAUCAAAGAAAAUAUAAAGGGAUUGUCCAUUGCAUCCUGCAGAGUUACAAGACCGACGGGCUACAGGUAUUUUUCCGCGGGGUCACUGUAAAUGCCGUCCGGGGGUUCCCCAUGAGUGCCACCAUGUUCCUGGCCUACGAGCUGUCCCUCAAGUUCUUCAGGGGUCUGUAGUGGACUGGGGGCAUGGCUGGCCUCUCUGAGUCUGCCUCAGUCUCUCACAUCACUGAGGACUGGGUGGAGCUGCUUCUCCCCAGACUUGCAGAAUGGAAGACACUGGAGAGAGAGAGAGAGAGAGAGAGAGAGAGAGAGAGAGAGAGAGAGAGAGAGAGAGAGAGAGACUAUGUGCUGGAUGACUUAAGAUUUUAUAAAUGCAGGGUUAUAGGCUGCGUUGGAGAAUGUGGAUAUAUCUGAACAACAUAGACCCUGCAUGGUCAAAUUGCUGUGCAUGU